Messenger RNA from Rotaria sp. Silwood2, 1518 nucleotides. The record is from the annotation of a GenBank genome assembly. NCBI's taxonomy places the organism in Eukaryota, Metazoa, Rotifera, Eurotatoria, Philodinida, Philodinidae.
AUGGAUGAUGAUGAAGAGCAUCGAUAUUAUGGUGAUUCUACUAUACUCGAACCUAUUGUUGAACAACAAGAUGAUGAGAUGACUACAUCUCCAAUGAGUAGUUCGAGUAUAGAUACAAGUUUUCUUGAAGAAGAACAACGAGCUCAUGAAGAAAUUCAACAAUUUGAAGAACUCGAAAAAGAGUUUGCUUCUAAUAAACGUGGUGUACGUGUUAAAUUUGAUGAUGAACGACUUUCACCAUCGACAAAAACAACUCUUAUUAAAACUGAACCGUAUUUUCAAGUUAAUUCAACUGAAGAUCAAGUUACCAAACAUUUUUAUCAUAAUGAAUUUCAAUCGAAAGACGAAGAUAAUAAUCAACUUUCUAAACAAAGUUCAUCAAAAACACCGAGUGAACAAGAUAGUCUUGAACAAGAAUAUAUUGGUGCAAUUAAAGAAGAAAAAGAUUCAUUACUUAAUCCAAAUGAAUUCGAUCAAAAAAAAUAUCAUAAAAAUAUUGAUCUUUCCGAUCAAAUUUCUCUUACUUCACCUAGUAAAUCUAUUCUUAAAAAGUGUCAACAGAAAGAAAAAAAAUCAAUAUCAAAAUUGAAUCAAUCUUUAAAUUCUCGUUCAUGUUCUCCUUCUUCUUUGAAUAAGAAACACACAUCUUCUACUUGUUUUGAUUCCAAUGAAAUUCAACAUCUUGCAGAAGUAACAGGCAAAGAAACAUCAUCUCAACCAUUUCCUCCUCUUCGUUCCCUUUUUGAACCAACAAUUAAUAUAUUUGAUUCAUCAAAUUCAAAUCAACUUAUGUCAAAUACAUGUCGUCCAGCUCGACUUCGAUAUUAUGUUAAACCAUAUAGAGGAGAUACUUAUAUUCCUCCUAAUAUAAAUAAACAACGAUCAAGGUCACUUUCAGAACAAAGAUUUGCACAAAAAUCAAGACCAACUGUUUGGUAUACUUUUUCAAAUCAAUAUAAUCGACCAUCAUAUGGACAAUUGAACAGAAGACAACAUGUUUCAUGGUCACCUGUUAGACAAUAUAUUCAUCAGGGACGAGAUAAAACAGUUAAAUCACCGACGAAAAAAAUGGAAUCAUUAUCAAAUAAAACUUCAUCUUUAUUAUCAACACAUUCAGCAAGUAAUCCAUGUCUUCGAAGUUGUUCGUCAAUGAUUCCUGUUUCUGUUCGUUAUCGAUCAUCACGUUUAUCUGAAAUACCACAACAUUUUCGUCAAUCUUUUCCUCCUUUAUCAAUUGAUUCCUAUGAAAGUUCUUCUAUUACUAAUUGUUCUCUAACACCAAUGACACCUAGUUCACAACAUAGUCAAUAUGAACAAAAAAAAGAUAAAAUAUUCGGAUCUUCUUUACCUGAUAUUGUACAUCAACAUAAGAAAGAACAUGAUGAUACAAUUCAACGUUAUGAUCGAUUAUUAGAAAAGAUGCGGGAAACAGACGAACAACUUCAAACAUUAUCACGAUCAUGGACAAACACUAAACAACAAAAAAUAUCUGUUUGUAAAAAUAAUUUAUUUUAUUAA